CACGUGGCCCGAGUUUCUCCCGCUAAGUGGGGACCAGAGUUCAGUGCGGCUGCGCAGUAGCGGGGGUGGGCGGGAGCGCCCUUCCAGGAGAUGGGUAGGCUGCAGUAGUGAGAGGCUGGUGGUGGGGCUCUUUCCCUGCAGUCCUGCCGAGGAAUAGUGCGUCCCUGGCGCUUCCUUCUUCUCUUCCGGCGGAGAGCUUGGGAUGUGGUAAUGCCAGCCACACUCCUCAGAGCCGUGGCCGGAUCUCAUCGUAUAUUAUCAAAAGCACAUCAGUGCCGAAGAAUCGGUCGUCUAAUGUUAAAACCACUUAAGGAAUUUGAAAAUACAACAUGCAGCACACUGACAAUACGUCAAAGCUUGGAUUUGUUCCUUCCUGAUAAAACAGCUGGUGGUUUGAAUAAGUCUCAGAUCCUGGAAAUGCACCAAAAAAAGUCAGAUACCAGCAUGCUGUCUCCAUUAAAUGCUGCUCAUUGCCAAGAUGAAAAGGCACACCUUCCAACCAUGAAAUCCUUUGGUACUCACAGGAGAGUGACCCACAAACCAAAUCUAUUGGGUUCUAAAUGGUUUAUAAAAAUAUUAAAGAGGCAUUUCUCAUCUGUAUCAACGGAAACAUUUGUUCCAAAACAAGACUUCCCACAGGUGAAGAGACCACUAAAAGCAUCCAGGACCAGACAGCCAUCCAGGACCAACCUUCCAGUUCUGUCUGUGAACGAGGACCUAAUGCACUGCACAGCAUUUGCAACGGCAGAUGAGUAUCAUCUGGGAAAUCUGUCUCAAGAUCUGGCCUCCCACGGAUAUGUUGAAGUAACAAGCUUGCCUAGAGAUGCAGCAAAUAUUUUGGUGAUGGGUGUGGAAAAUUCUGCAAAAGAAGGUGAUCCUGGAACAAUAUUCUUCUUCAGGGAAGGAGCUGCUGUGUUUUGGAAUGUGAAAGACAAAACUAUGAAGCAUGUGAUGAAAGUUCUAGAAAAACAUGAAAUUCAGCCCUAUGAAAUCGCACUGGUACACUGGGAAAAUGAAGAGCUUAACUACAUAAAAAUAGAGGGACAGUCAAAACUUCACAGGGGGGAAAUCAAGUUAAAUUCAGAGCUGGAUUUAGAUGAUGCCAUUCUAGAGAAGUUUGCUUUCUCCAAUGCUCUAUGCCUUUCUGUAAAACUGGCAAUUUGGGAAGCAUCACUGGAUAAAUUUAUUGAAUCUAUUCAGUCAAUUCCUGAGGCUUUAAAAGCUGGGAAGAAAGUGAAACUAUCUCAUGAAGAAGUUAUGCAGAAAAUCGGUGAACUCUUUGCUCUAAGGCACCGUAUAAACUUGAGUUCAGACUUCCUGAUUACUCCUGAUUUCUACUGGGACAGAGAAAACCUGGAAGGACUUUACGAUAAAACGUGUCAAUUCCUUAGCAUUGGCCGAAGAGUUAAGGUCAUGAAUGAAAAACUUCAGCACUGCAUGGAACUAACAGAUCUAAUGCGGAAUCACCUGAAUGAGAAGAGGGCACUCCGCUUGGAGUGGAUGAUUGUCAUCCUCAUUACCAUAGAGGUAAUGUUUGAGCUGGGACGAGUAUUUUUCUGAUCAAGUGAUAACCAAAGUGUCACUGCAAGAGAUAUUCAAGUUCUACAAUCAAAAAUUAAAUGUGCGUCCGGGCGCGGUGCCUCAUGCCUGUAAUCCCAGCACUUUCGGAGGCCAAGAAGGGUGGCUUAUUUGAGAUCAGGAGCUCAAGACAAGCCUGGCCAACAUGGUGAAACCCCAUCUCUACUAAAAAUACAAAAAUUAGCCAGGUGUGUUGGCACACGCCCGUCAUCUCAGCUACUCAGGAGGCUGAGGCAGGAGAAUCUCUUGAACUUGGGAGGCGGAGGUUGCAGUGAGCUAAGAUCACACCACUGCACUCCAGCCAGGGCAACAGUGAGACUCAGUCUCAAAAAUAAACAAUAAAAUAAAUAAAUAAAUGUUCACUACUGGGUGAUCAUUUAAUAGGUGUUUUUUAAAUCAAGAAAUUAUCUUUUUCAGCCCAGUAUAUCGUGUGAAUAAAAUUAUGAAGAAUCUA
Gorilla gorilla gorilla (western lowland gorilla) is the source of this 2032-nucleotide messenger RNA. It is a transcript of the gene RMND1, whose product is annotated as required for meiotic nuclear division 1 homolog. The coding region runs from base 211 to 1560 and encodes 449 amino acids. Lineage: Eukaryota; Metazoa; Chordata; Mammalia; Primates; Hominidae. The record is from RefSeq and is a predicted model, not a curated record. Gene Ontology annotation, biological process: positive regulation of mitochondrial translation. The transcript is spliced from 12 exons.